AUGGUAUGCUUCAUGUUUUCCAUCCUCGUUCUGGUGAAAAAGCUGAAAGCCGGGGUCCGGGACGGGCCGGUUGUGCGGACAGACGAGGCAGGAAAGAUGACAAGGUUCACUAAGCAAUUUGUGCGCAGGGCAUAUCUUGGAAUGGCUCGGAUAUGGCAAAUGCUUGUUCCCGUUCCAGGAGCCGUGAACAUUUCCGAAGUGAUUUUGGAGGUGGUGUUAAAAAUGGAAGUGCUCACCAAGGCAAGUGCCCAGUUUAGCCUCAUCCCUCCACUUGGAUUGCUGCAAGGCCCUACCCCCGGAAUUAUACACCAGGUCCGAAAUCAGGCAUUUCUGUUCGAAAGCUGGGGUCCUGAGGCUCAAGCCUCCAUUGCAAGCAGGUUACGGGCUGAAUCCUACAUGCCAUGUCAAUAUCAACAGUUAUAUACCAAGCGGGGUGCCUGA
Blastomyces dermatitidis ER-3 is the source of this 441-nucleotide messenger RNA. RefSeq lists its product as uncharacterized. The record is from RefSeq and is a predicted model, not a curated record. Lineage: Eukaryota; Fungi; Ascomycota; Eurotiomycetes; Onygenales; Ajellomycetaceae. Bases 1 to 441 code for a protein of 146 amino acids. The transcript has a single exon.